UCAACUGCAUCUGUCCGAACAUGUCUCUGAACAAAUAAGUUUAAUUUUGAUCCGCUAUUAGGCUGUGAACAUGACAGACUUUCUGUUGACGAUAAAGAAGCGUAUUCCCGACAAAAAGAAGAGGUCUUUGACUCAGAGUGAUCUCCAGAAAUGGGGUUUAAGAGGAAUACAGUUGAGAAACUACCAGCUGGAUGGUGUCCACUGGCUCACACAGUGCCUUGAAAACCAGGAAGGAUGCAUCUUAGGAGAUGAAAUGGGACUGGGCAAAACAUGCCAGACCAUUUCUUUGCUCUUAUACAUCACAGGAGAAUGUGGAAAGAAGGGUCCAUUUUUAGUUGUGAGCCCACUGUCUGUCAUGGAAAACUGGAGAAAAGAGAUGGAAAGUUUUGCCCCAUCUUUAAAAAUUCUGUGUUACCAAGGAGACAAAGAGAGACGUGCUGAAAUUCAGCAGGAAGCCAACACCAAACAUUUUUCUGUCCUGCUUACAACAUAUGAGAUGUGUCUCAGAGAUGCUUCAUUUUUCAAAAAGUGGAAAUGGGAAGCACUGGUUGUAGAUGAAGCUCAUCGACUGAAGAAUCAAAACUCGCUUCUGUAUCAGACUCUGAUAGAGUUCUCGUUGGGGUUCAGGAUGUUGUUGACUGGGACGCCAAUCCAAAACAACCUGCAUGAGCUGUACUCCCUGUUGAGCUUCAUUCAGCCCAGUGUCUUCACAGCAGACGACACUGACAGCUUCCUCACCUGCUACUGCAACGUGCAAAAACAAUCAGAGCUGGCUGCUGAGCUCCAGAGUGUCUUGGAGCCUUUUCUUUUGCGUCGUGUGAAGUCUGAAGUGGCCCUGGAUUUGCCGAAGAAGACAGAGCUGGUAAUGUACCAUGGAAUGACAGCGCUGCAGAAGAAGUACUACAAAGCCAUUCUCACAAAGGACCCGGACGCUUUUGGGAAUGAACAAGGCAAGUUGAACAUCCUGAUGCAACUGAGGAAGUGUGUGAUCCACCCGUAUCUGUUUGAUGGUGUGGAGCCAGAGCCGUUUGUGAUGGGGGAGCAUCUGGUUGAAGCCAGUGGGAAGUUCUGCAUCUUGGACAGCAUGUUGAUCUACCUCCACAAAGGGGGCCAUAGAGUCCUACUGUUUUCUCAGAUGACAAGGACUUUGGACAUACUUCAGGACUACAUGGAGUACAGAGGUUAUAGCUAUGAGCGACUGGACGGGUCAGUUCGAGGAGAGGAACGAAACUUAGCUGUGAAAAACUUCAGUACCAACGAUAUCUUUGUUUUUCUGUUGAGCACUAAAGCAGGUGGUGUGGGCAUGAACCUGACUGCAGCAGACACUGUGAUUUUCAUGGACACAGAUUUUAACCCCCAGAACGACCUCCAGGCGGCCGCUCGCUGCCACAGGAUCGGUCAGAACAGGCCUGUGAAAAUAAUCCGCCUCCUAGCUCGGGACACAGUGGAGGAGAUCAUGUACUCCAGGGCGAUCUCUAAACUGCACCUCACUAACACUGUCAUAGAAGAAGGACGCUUCUCUCUCCUGGACCAGGCACAGUCUGCUGCUGCCGUGCUCAAGCUCAGUGAGAUCCUGAAGUUUGGAGUCAAUAAACUUCUGUCUUCAGAUGAGAGCUCAGUGCAGGAAGUAAAGCUAGAAAAGAUUCUGGGUUUGUCCAACAACGGUCAGUGGUUGGAUGACGAAGCAUCUACUGCUGCAAAAGGCACUGAGGAAGAAGAAAGCGGCUCGGAGUUUGAGGGGCCAAAUCACAUGUAUUACUUCGAAGGCAGAGACUACAGUAAGGACCCGAGCUCUGAGGACCAGCGCAGUUUUGAGCACCUGAUAGAGGACCAGCUUACAGAGUUACAGAAAGUGACAGGAGAGGGGCGCGCCCUAAGACACAACACCACUGUUUCAUUGUCUUUGGUCCUUCCCACAAGGAAGCACCGGGCUCUCACCGAGGCAGAGCUCGAACUCAGGCGUCAGCGCAGAAAAGAGGCUGCAGCCAAACGGGCCAGAAUGCGGGAGGACUUCAAAAAGGAACAGCAAGAGGAGAAAUACAGGAAAAAAAUGGCAUGGUGGGAGUCAAGUGGUUACAGAUCUCUUUCCCUUCCAUUGGUUGAAAGUGAAGAUGAAGAAGAGGAGGAUGAGGAGGACAGUGACAGUAUCAGUUCCACAGACUCUGAGGCCAAUGCAAUUCACUACAUUUUGGGAGACGUCACACACCCUCAGGCCUCUAAAGAAAAUGCCAUCAUUGUGCAUUGUGUUGAUGAUUCAGGACGAUGGGGCAGAGGAGGCUUGUUCACUGCUCUGGAGGUCAGAUCAGAUGAGCCAAAGAAACAAUAUGAGUUGGCUGGUAAAAUGAAAGAUUUGGAGCUUGGAAACGUCCUCCUUUUCCCUAUUGAUGAUAAACAGUCCAGACUGGAUGGUCAGGAUCAGUUGGCUCUAAUUGUGGCUCAACAGAGAGAUAAAGCAAACAACUUAUCAGGCAUCCUACUUACGGCACUAGAGGAAGGCUUAAAGAAAAUCUACACUGCCGCCAAAAAAAAUAGAGCAUGCGUUCAUCUGCCACGGAUCGGCCAUUCCACAAAAGGCUUUAACUGGUACGGCACUGAGAGGCUGAUCAGAAAAUACCUGGCCACACGGGGCGUUCCUACAUACAUAUACUAUCACAGCCGCUCUGGCAAGAAUUCCUCUGCCCCUCCCCAAACGUCACCACCUCCUCCUACGUCCACGUCUUGCUCUGACCUGCAGCGACAUAAUGCUGUCUCAGAUGACUCUCCAAAGGAAGCCCCUGGCCCCUCCACCACAAAAACCCCUUACAGCCACUCAGAGCUGCCCAGCUUCAUGAGCGGAGUCCGUGUGUUCUUCUACAACCUGCCCGCAUCAGACAGGAAGAGGUUAGCACGCUACCUCAUCACAUAUGACGGUGAUGAGGAGGACAUCAUGAGCUCAGACGUCACACACAUUGUUGCGGAGGUUGACAACAAGAUUCAUUUACAGGAGCUGGAGGAGAUGUUGGAGCAGUACAAUCAGGCGGUUCCAGUGAAGAAGUCAUGGCUCGAGUCCUGUUUCUCCAAACAAAGAAGGGCGGACACGACACAGUUUCUGCUGCUAAAAUAGAAAUUUGCUUUUAAUCAAAUGUUAUAUGAA
This is a messenger RNA of Periophthalmus magnuspinnatus, 3133 nucleotides long. RefSeq names its product chromodomain helicase DNA binding protein 1-like (gene chd1l). The transcript is spliced from 25 exons. The coding region runs from base 71 to 3103 and encodes 1010 amino acids. The record is from RefSeq and is a predicted model, not a curated record. Gene Ontology annotation, cellular component: nucleus. Gene Ontology annotation, biological process: chromatin remodeling; DNA repair. Gene Ontology annotation, molecular function: ATP-dependent chromatin remodeler activity; DNA helicase activity; ATP binding. Lineage: Eukaryota; Metazoa; Chordata; Actinopteri; Gobiiformes; Gobiidae.